Messenger RNA from Strongylocentrotus purpuratus (purple sea urchin), 856 nucleotides. RefSeq names its product transmembrane GTPase fzo-like. Lineage: Eukaryota; Metazoa; Echinodermata; Echinoidea; Camarodonta; Strongylocentrotidae. Gene Ontology annotation, molecular function: GTPase activity; GTP binding. Bases 162 to 740 code for a protein of 192 amino acids. The record is from RefSeq and is a predicted model, not a curated record. Gene Ontology annotation, biological process: mitochondrion localization; mitochondrial fusion. Gene Ontology annotation, cellular component: mitochondrial outer membrane. The transcript has 3 exons.
AUUAUUUUGCUCUUCGAUCGAAAUGGGCAUGUUCUAAUAAACACUGCACUUCAGACCAAGACACCUCGGUUGAUAGUCAUACCCACUUCAUGAACGGUUGGUCACAACAUUUUAAAGAUUUUAUACAAUUCAAAAGUCGUUACGCAGGUAUGGGAUAAUUGAUGGAGUCUUCAAGAAUAGUUGUUUCAGAGGCUCAUCUCGAGGUGUUCGCCCAGGCGAAGAGACAGCAGCAAUUAAUCUAUGAUGUCACAGGUGACCUCAUCAGCAGAAUUAAACAUAAGCUGGAAGAAUUGCCACUCGUAGGCAUAGACUCGGAAUCGGUGCACGAGAAAAUUGAUCUUCUUGAAGGGAGAAUCCAGAGCCUGAAAAGUGACCUGCUACGGACGAAAAUGAAAAUAGCAUUCUUUGGCGGGACGAGUAGCGGGAAGACAACCACACUGAAUGCCAUGAUUGGACGAGAACUUCUCCCUUCUGGGAUGGGUGAUACGACAAGUUGUUUCAUCCAGAUCGAGAAGAUGACCAAUGACGUCACCGGAAGUGCUAGCACGAAUGACUUCAAACUAAAAGAGGGCCAACGGGACCAAGACCACAGCACGAGUACGAAAAGGGUAGAUCUGGAACCACCUAGAACGGGGUCCUAUUUCUUCGUUCGGGAAGUCGAGAGUGGGGAGAAGGAGGCGUCCCUUCAUUCGUUCUUAGAAAACAGACAGCCGCUUGAGCUGAAGGUAUGUAAAUCUUAAAGAAUUUUUCGAUAGAUGAGAAAAGUUACACUUUUUCCAGUUGACUUUAGACUUUUGAGACCCAGUGUCUUAUCCUGCCCGAAUAGUAGCUCUGAUUAUUUUGAUCAUUGGCUUGA